AUUACUCGGGGAUUUCCCACACACGCAAUGUCAGCCCGGAUCAUCGGAAGAAAACUGAAACAAAUGUCAAGAAUUGGAACGAUGGCUACAAACUCUGCCAGUGACUUAGAAGGAGAAGUUAUACGGUCUUUUAUUUCCCUAGAGUCAUUGGAUCCAAAUAUUUUCAGAGCACCGAAAGAAAAUCUUUGGCACCCAAAUAGAAGUAGGUUUAUUUUUGGUGGCCAGGUCGUAGGUCAAGCUCUUGUAGCAGCCUGUAACACAGUAUCUCCAGAUCAUCUUGUUCACAGUCUACAUUGCUACUUUCUAAGAGGAGGUAACUCUAACUGGCCAAUCCUUUACCAUGUAGACAGAACACGUGAUGGGGAAACCUAUGCCAGUAGAUCUGUAAAAGCUACACAAGAUGGCAAGGCUAUAUUUACCAUGCAGAGCUCAUUUAAGACGGAUGAGAAACAAGUUUAUAGGUACACCAUGGAUAUGCCUAAAGUGAAAGGGCCAGAGGAAUAUUUGGAUGCAAAUGAGAUUCUCAAAAUGAGACUAGAUGAAGAUGGUGUUUCAGAUAAAGAAAAAGAACAUAUAAGUAGAACACUAGCGGAAGAGAUACCCUUGUUGAUAAGGCCAACAGAACCAGAAAGCUAUUAUCGUAUAAAAACUGGAAAACCAGAAAGACUUCUAUGGAUGAGAGCCAACGGGAAUAUUGGUGAUGACAAUAAACUUCAUCAAUGUGUGGCAGCAUACAUGUCAGAUUUCUCCCUGCUGGGGACAGCACUACAGCCCGGUGGACCGAACUUUGAAACUCGAUUUAUGACCUCAUUAGAUCAUACGCUAUGGUUCCAUAAUCCAUUUAGAGUUGAUGAGUGGAUGCUGUAUGAAUCUUUUAGUCCUCAUGCUGGAAAUGGAAAAGCUUUGGUGUUGGGAAGAGUGUGGAAACAAGAUGGAACACUUGCCAUGUCUGUGGCCCAGGAGGGUGUGGUCAGAAACACCCCUGUGUCAAAAAUGUAGAAUGUUAUAAAUGUUCUACCUAUAAACAAUAAAGGUGUAAACCUGAUUUGAUGAAUAUGAAUUCUGAGAAUAAAACUAUGGAAUUGUUCAUUUUAUAAAAGGUUGAAUCAGAUAGUGAUAGUUAAAUGAAAAGGCUUGUGUAACUGGAAAGAACAGAUUGAAAAUUCAGUACAGAAUGGGUGUAUCACAUGUGAAAUAACGAAAGAAAUGCAACAGUAUUGUACUAUGUAGUUGUAUUAAAUAAUAAGAUGAAGGCUUUAAAUUGGAUUUUGGAAUUUUCGAUAGCAACUUUUAUUUACAUUAUACACAACCAUUUAUUUUUGAGAAGUGGAAAAGCAAAAAUUCUAUUGCAUUGUUUAGUAGUUUGAAGGCAAAUAAAAUUUCCAAAUUUUGAAUUUAUAUUUUUGUAUUAUUAUUGAAGAAACUUAAGAUAACAUUUCACAUUUCAACAUUUUAUUAACUGUGAUAAUUUUUAUUUAACAUUCUUUUAUGUCACAUAUUUUAUCAGGUUGUAUCUGGGAAGAUGGAUCUGUUGUUGAUCUUCUCAGGUUGGAUGUAUUACAGGAAAUGAAAUAUUGUAUUAAUGUUAUUUGUUAUUGUUAUGAAAAUUUUGACUUUGCAAUGCAUGAAAGUUACCCCUAUGCUUAUUUAUUAUGUAUGCUUGUUUUUAUUUGCAUUUUGUUAAUAGACUGCAUACAGUCCCUACAAAAUGAAAAUGUUAAAAAGACUUCACUUAGCUUUUUUUGCAUGACAUGAUUUGAUUUGGGUUUGGACUUCAAAAUUUCAGAUCAUUCCCCCAGAAUAAAAUUAUUUUUUCAAAAUGGCCAAAAAAUUAAAACCAUUACAAUGCUUUCCACUCAAACGGGGGAUAAAAUCAUGCAAAAAUUUUAUUUUCAGUUUUACUUUGAGUCUAUUCCUUUAUUAUUUUUUUGCAAAUUUUUCUGUUUAUAAUGCAACGCUUAAUCUAUGCAAGAAUUUCAAAUUUCAUAUUUGGGGCUUUUGACUUCAGUAUAGCUCCUUUAAAUAUUGUUGUCUUGGAUACAGAGUAUCUUGGAUGGCAAGGGUAAAGACACCAAAUACACACUGAGUAUCUAAACACCACAGAUUAUUAUCUCCAUUAUUGAAAAUAUGAUAAAAGGAUUAAAAACAAAACAAAAACACAAUAAUGAAUUUUUCAAGAAUUUUUUUCGAUUUUAUUCAGCUAUCUCAGUUGACAAAUAGCAAUUGAAAUGACGUAAACACUCUUAAGAGAUGUUUAAGUUGAGUCUUCAUAUUUGGCACCAAAUACAUGUAAAUAUUAUACAAUAAAACAUCUAUGAAUGUAGUGUCAUUCUGUAUUACUGAAGACAAAAUUGCUGAAUAUUGAAAAUUUCAGAAACAAACUUGGUAUGGUAGAACAUGUUCUUCAAAAGGAAAAGUUACUUCAUUGUUAUAUUGUUAUCCAAUUUCUACUUAGUCAAACAUGUGGCCUGUCUUCUUUUAAAUAUGCCUGUAAACUUUGUUAUUGUUUUAGACUUUAAUUGUUUUUAUCAUGCCCAUACACUGUUCAAUAUUUUUUAAUGAUACUGUUAAAAGAUUGAGAGCAGUCAAAUUAGAUAGAUUAGGUAAGUAUAUCUAGGGGUUUCCUUAUUGUUUACCUAUGUAAUUUAUCAUUUGCAAUUUAAAUUUCUUUUUCCGCCUUAAUUCUUUUGAUUUGACAAUUAUAUGAAACAGUUUAUCUAAAAUAACAUAGUCAAUCUUUAGAAAUGUUGAAGUCUGCUUUAACAUGUCAAUCCUUUACAAAAUACAACGUAAACAAUACAAUUUUGUCAUUUAGACAAAUUUAAUCAUCACCUUAGUGUAGUAAUGGGUUAACUCCUAUUAAAUUUGAUAUGAGGUUAAAAGUAAGCUCUUUGAUGUAUGAUAUCUUGUUGAGCAUAUUUGCACCAAGUUUUUACCCAUUGAUGUGAGUUUCAGUCCUAUUAAUGUCUGUUAGAUUUUAUAAUACAAAUCAAAAUAUGUGUAAAGAUUUGAUAUGUUAAGUACUUUUAUGCAUAAUGUUCUAUUCUGUUACAUAUUUAUGGUGUCAGUGUUUUGUUUGAAGUACAGAAUACUUGUUUUAUUACAUAGUCAUUGUGACAGUGAAAUUACAUGUACACUUAUGCAUGUAUUUUACUUUGAUAUCAAAUUUGAAAAUACUUGUGUAUUUUUAUAAACUGUUAAUUUAUAUUGCAAAAUAGAAAUGUUAGGAAUAAAA
Messenger RNA from Ruditapes philippinarum (Manila clam), 3235 nucleotides. Its product is annotated as acyl-coenzyme A thioesterase 8-like. Gene Ontology annotation, molecular function: fatty acyl-CoA hydrolase activity. Gene Ontology annotation, cellular component: peroxisomal matrix. Lineage: Eukaryota; Metazoa; Mollusca; Bivalvia; Venerida; Veneridae. The record is from RefSeq and is a predicted model, not a curated record. The transcript has 6 exons. The coding region runs from base 28 to 999 and encodes 323 amino acids. Gene Ontology annotation, biological process: acyl-CoA metabolic process; fatty acid catabolic process.